Molecule: messenger RNA, 7421 nt
Organism: Patella vulgata (common limpet)
Lineage: Eukaryota; Metazoa; Mollusca; Gastropoda; Patellidae
Product: adenosine 3'-phospho 5'-phosphosulfate transporter 1
Exons: 3
Coding region: 877-2205 (442 amino acids)
Biological process (GO): transmembrane transport
Cellular component (GO): Golgi membrane; endoplasmic reticulum membrane
Molecular function (GO): 3'-phosphoadenosine 5'-phosphosulfate transmembrane transporter activity
Source: RefSeq, a predicted model, not a curated record
UACAUGUAUAUCACAUUCUUUGUAGAUUGUAAUUGAAGAGGCAAUAUAAAUUGAACAUUGAUAUUUGUAAUAUUACAAAUAAUUGCCUUCUUUGUUAUUGUUCACACAGAGAUGAACAUAUUUUAACAUUUGUGGGUAGGUAUUUUCAUUACAGGAUAUCAAUUGAACUUGCAUGUCGCUUUCGUGACCUAGGCAUUUGAUUUACUUGCAGGCUUCAAUGGAAAUAAUGCGUAUCGAUAAACUAAAUCGCUUGAAUUUCGUAGUUUUAUGGUAUUUUGGAUAACAAAAACUAUUGAGAAUUGUCACAAACUCAAACGAUUAAUCUAGACUGAAGUAUUAGCGAAUUUUAAAAGUAUUUACAAAUUUUAAACUAAUACACGAAAUAGCCAAUGUUCGGAUGCCUAGAUUUGAAAUGUCAGUCCCGUGAACCCUUUCAAUAAUACUUUGAAAAUGUCAAAGUGCCACACUCCUUAUUGGAUAAUGCCUAUCUAUCUUACUAAAUUAAACUAUUUUUUUCCCAAUAUAAAAUACCCUUGGCUCCUAUAUAAAUCAUCAUACCCCCCAAACCAUAAAUACGUUGCACAUGGCGUGUCUAGAAUUAUAGGACUGGCAGGGUUUCGAUUCCCCAGUUGUACGUGACAGUGAGUACAGACAUGUAGGGUCGUCCGUCCAACUUUGUGGGUUUUCUCCGGGUCCUCCAGUUUCCUCCCACUACUAAAGACCCCUACGCGCAAGUGAAUUAUUCAAAUAAAAUUGAAACAUGUGUUAGUCCCGAAAUGACAUAGUUUUUCGCUAGUGGACCUUAACCUCCACCCCUCUCUCUCUCUCUCUCUCUCAAUUGUAGGCCUACAAAGAUACUUUUUAUAGACAUUAGAUAUGAUCAUGACGGCUAUCAUCCUGGUAAUGCUACUCUUAGGCAUGCUGCCAUAUCUUAUUGGUGGGGAAGAGAGUAAACUGUCUAAAAAUCUGACUGUCAAUGUUGAACCUAGUAUACUUGAUUUUUGGAUUGCACGACUGAUUUUGAACAUCUUAGGUUACGCCACAUUUUUUGUGCCAGGAGCUUUGAUUGUUAGAUAUUUGAAAAAUAUUAAAUAUAAUGAAUCAGCAGGUCCAGGUUGUUUAUCAAAUGCUAUAGUAUUAUGUAUCUUUGGUAAAGAAUCAGAAAAAUCAAGCUCAGAAGAAGGAACUUCAAAUCCAGUUGACCAGGAACCAAGUUCAUUCAGUUAUGUUUUAAAUCUAUGUUUCUGUUUUGCUGGACUUCAAGGUUCUUACCUCACAUGGGGUGUCUUACAGGAGCGCAUUAUGAAACAUGAAUAUGGAAAGACUGCAACUGAACAAGGAGAAUUUUUCACAAAUUCACAAUUUUUGGUGUUUGUAAAUAGAAUUCUGGCACUUUGUAUUGCACUUACUGUGAUAUUUGUGCGACCACAACCACGUCACACAGCACCACUCUACAAAUACUCAUAUAGCUCAAUAUCUAACAUCAUGAGUAGUUGGUUUCAAUACGAGGCACUUAAAUAUGUCAGCUUCCCAACACAGGUACUGGCAAAAGCAUCAAAGGUUAUACCAGUGAUGUUGAUGGGUAAAGUCGUUUCCAAGAAAACAUUUGAAUAUUAUGAAUAUUUCACGGCAGCUAUGAUAUCUGUGGGUGUGAGUCUGUUUCUGUUGACUAGCGGCGACGACAAAAAGGUUCACAGUAAUGUAACAACGAUCUCUGGAGUUAUCCUUCUUGUUGGCUACAUGUUGUUUGACAGUUUCACCUCUAAUUGGCAGGGAGAACUCUUUUCAAAACACAAGAUGUCUUCCAUCCAGAUGAUGGCAGGUGUCAAUCUGUUUUCAUGUUUGUUGACAUCCAUAUCCCUCAUCGAACAGGGGGGAUUCUUCAGUGCAUCAGCAUUUAUGCUUCGACAUUCAGAUUUCGUUUUUCAUGCUGUUAUAUUAAGUAUUUGUUCCGCAACUGGACAAUUAUUCAUCUUUCACACCAUUGCUUCAUUUGGAGCUGUGACAUUCAUUAUUAUUAUGACAAUGAGACAAGGUUUUGCUAUUCUCUUAUCCUGUGUUAUUUAUGGACAUCCAGUUACUUUUGUAGGGGUGUGUGGUAUACUCAUUGUUUUUGCAGCCUUAUAUUUACGCAUUUACGCCAAUCAGAAAAAACGAGCACAGAAACAAAGACUGCAAGCAUCAGCAAGCACAUCUAAAGUUUAAACAAGAUCCUGAAUCUCACAUUAUUGUUAUUAAUGUAAUGUACAUAUUAAAAAUGUUAUUGUCUUGGCACCAAUGGGUCGAAAAAUUCCCCGUGAAUACCCCAUUGGUCAAAAGAGAUCUGUUAAUCAGGAGCCAAGGAUGUGGAGUUCUGUGGACCAAUGAAAUUCUAAGAUAAGUCAAGUCUCCCGUUGUAGGGGGUAUUUUACACCAACAGCUCAGCCUGGCCUUAGAUUUAGUGAAUGGUAGGAUAUAGUUGUAAAAAAUGUUACAGAUUCUUUUAAAUAGGUUUUUAGCAUAAUUCUUUUUUUUUGUAAUUAUGUCCAUCCAUACAGUUAAAUCUAAUGUGCUCUAGUGGUGGAUAAAAUGUCCAUAAUUGGGUGGUUUUAAUUUUAAAAUAUUUUUAGAAUUCCAUUUAUUUAUUUACAUAUAUGAGGGACUACUAUUUAAUACUAUAUUAAUAUGUCAUAUGCUAUGUUAUAAUUUUAAACCUUUUUUAAAAAUUCAUAUCUUCAACAAAGUCAGAUUUUUCUUAAUGCACAAAUUUGUUACGCAUUUAUUAUAUUAUUGCAUUUUCUAUGAAAACAGUAGAAAUUAUUAGCUUUAAAUUACUUGUUUUGGCAUACAGCUUUUGUUGUCCCAACAGGGUUUAUUGUAGGCUUAUAUUGAUAUAAGUGCCCAACUUCCAGAAAAAUAUCAUGAUUAUUUUGUUUACUUAAAUUGUUAGUUUCACUAAGAGUUCAACAGAUUGUAGGAAAUAGAUUGAGGGAUUAGAACUCUCAGGAAAAUGUCUUCAUCAGUCAAAUGCUUUAAAUAAUCAUAACCGGUGUCCUCAUUCUUAGAUCUAAAGCAACAUUACCUAAAUCAUUGUACUAUGUAAUUUUAGUCCAUUGUCCCAAAAUGGUUUACCCUUUGUUAGUCCCAAACUGAAUUAUUUUAAUUAAACAUACAUUAUGCAAGAGCUAAAUCUGCCUAUUACAGAUCAUUCUUUAGACCUGAAAUGUUAUAUAAACUAUUAUUUAGACAUUUAUUAACAAAACAAGACCAUAAUCCACUCUCGAUGGCAUCGGAUACUCAGAAUUUUAGGUAGAUUAAAAAGUUUCGCCAUUUAAAAAUUUAAUUUAAAAAUGGGAAAGUGAGGAUUAUACCAGUGCCCUGGAUACCGCUGUGCACACAUCUUGUCAAAACUACAAACAAUGAUAACUUGGCUGAGAAAAAAGUAAUUUGAAUGAAAUUUUCAAUAUUUUCUUUUUUAUCAUCUAUUUUUGAAUUAUUGUAGCAAGAAUGACCAACUCUUUAUUAAACUCUUAACUAAUGUAUCUUUAAGAAGGAUUUUGAUUAAAACAAUCUAAAUAUUCAUCCUAUGAAUUCAUACUUUCCUAUCAUCGAUAAUAUUUAUUAACCAUGACCAUCAAACUAUCUUUUAAUAAUUAUUAUUUAUUAAUAUGUUAUACAUUUUUAUACACAGUUUUUAGAAAUCCUUAGUUUAUUGUAUGUACUGUCCUUUUCAUGGUUGUUGCCGUUAAGAUUAUUCAAAAUCUGAAUUAUAACUUAAGAUUAUGUUCUUGUGAUGUAUGUUAGCAAAGAUCAAUAAUAUUAUUUGUCCAUCUAAAAUUGUCAAUUAAGCAAGUGGUUUGGGAAUAUAAUAUACAUGUACACACUAAUUUAUGUGAAUAAACGCCAAAUCUGUGACUGUACCUCAAACUGAGCAUGGACUAAUUAUUUUUGUUAUUUUAAAUGAGCAUUAUUUGAACAUACUGAAAAACACUAUAUGACCACUAAAUGGGGUUUAACGUCCACUAGACAAACUAGGUCAUUUUGGGACUAACAUGGUUUAAUUUUAUUUCAAUAAUUCGCUUGCGCAUAGGGGUCUUUAGCAGUGGGAGGAAACCGGAGGACCCAGAGAAAACCCACGAGGCUGGACAGGCGACCCUACUCCUUGUCACGUACAAUCGGGAUUCAACACCAUGCCAGUUGACUCAAUGACAGGCUUUAAGAAACAGCGCGCAAGUGCUAACUAUUCAGCCAUCCAACCCCCCUUCUAGUCAAAAGGAAACAAGUUUAGUAGGACAUUUGUAUUUCAAAUAUUGAAAAUGCAUUAUGCAAUAAUGCUUAAAUUGUAUAUAUUAUAUGCAACUUUCAGUAUUAUGUGAAAGUUAAAAGCACUCAUAACUGUGAUGGACUUAUUAUGUUUCAAAUUUAAAUAUUUUAAACACAAAAAAUAUAUGCUUUUAGAAUUUAAUAAAUGUUUUUGAAUAUUGUAGAAUUGCAUUUAUGGAAAUAUUUAGUAAUUAAGACAUCUGAAAAACACUUACAAUUACAGUUUUGUGUGUAUAAAUGUUCAAGUGAUAUGUACUUAUAUGAAAUUUAAUGAGUAUAUUUGUGAAAAGAAAGUAUAAGAUAUUGAUCUGACUGUAAUAUUGUUUAUAUUAAACUUCUAUAUAGGUUAAUAUACAACCAUAUAAAUCAUCAAUAUGCCAGAUGGCAAAAAAAUAUAUUUAUCAAAAAAAUAUAUAUAUAGACUACUAGCAUUGCACAGGAGAUAAUGGUCUAAUAUAGAUUUUAGUUAAGAAUUUGCCAGAAAAAUAAGAGUUUUCAUGAAGGUAAUUUGGCCAGUCUAAAAAAAAAUAUGACCUGUUCUAGAAUGUUUCUUUUAUACUCCCCAUAACUUUGAUGAUUGUCAAUUUCAUCAUAAAAUACUGAACCUUACACAAGAUAAAUAACACCUUUUUAUACGCUAACAUUUUCAUGUGGACAUAUAAUGUUGUUGCCCCUGUCCGUCCAGACAUCCAUAGUUUGUUUGUGGACACUCUACAGGUCACAAUUUUUAUCUGAUUUUGAUGAAACUUGAAAUAAAGUUUAUCUCCAAAAGAUCUCGGUUCCUCUAUGUAAUGGCAUGUAUAGGACCAUAACUUCAUGGAGUAUGGCCCCUGAUUGUGGACACUUUAGAGGUCACAAAUUUUAUCUGAUUUUGAUGAAACUUAAAAUGUAUUUUUAUAACCCAAUUUUUAUCUAAUUUAAAAAAAACCCUUUGAAUAUAUCCCUGUUACACCAUAAUCAUGGUGCAGCACAAAUUUUGUGAGAAUCUGACCGAAACUGCCAGACAAAAUGGCCAUGGUGUAGAACUGUGUAAUACCAAGGUUGUGGACCCUCUAGUGGUCACAUUUUUUCUCUGAUUUUGAUGUGUAUAUCCCAAAGAUCUGGGUUCCUUUUGAUACUUGCGCGUAUCAGACUGUAACUUCAUUGAUUAUGGCCCCUGAAUAUGCCAUCAAUAUAGAAUCUUUUCUCCAACAUUAGACAUGUGGAAUUUGUCAUGUUUCCAUUUCAUAAUUUCACGCGUCUCACGAGAUUUCUACUUCCGUUUCAGUUAUUGUACUAUAACAGGUUGCGAUCAGAAGAGCUUGCAUUGUCUAGUAUUUUAUGGAUAUGUGUAAGAGUGAAAUAGCUUUAUUUAGUGCCAGUUUCCACAAAAGUGAUAUUACAAACAUGUUAUCGAAUACAAUGUAUAUUGAUUUUGGGUGUAUUAUACUAUGUGGCAUAUGACUACUUUCUACGUGGUGUUGGCCAACAUCAAGUAGAUUAAAACAUCCGACAAUAGAGAAAUCACGAGUCAAUCACGUAGACUAAGUUUAUUAUCACUCUUAUUGGAUUGAUUUAUAGUCCAACAAAUAAGAAGCAAUUACUUUUCCAACAAAGGAUUAAGUCAAUCAAUCAAGGCAGAUUAAGUAGUUAAUCAAGGUAGGUGUAUAGACGGUAUAACACGAUAAAUACGUUAAUCACUUAAUUACCUAAUUAAUCCAGCCUGUUAUCAACGAUAAUCGGGUUGAGUGGUAGUUAUACACUCAGUACACUAUAUUAAUUUUGGAAUUUUGAAUAUUAUUCCCUCGGACAUUUUAGCACGUUUGGAAAAUAAAUAGCAUAGGACAUGUCCAGAAUAUACAGGCAAAAUACCCGAUUGUACCUAAAAAUUUUUUUUUUCUUUCUUAGCUUGUUCUCUGUCCAUCUUUUGCAAAAUGUGGGUGUAUCUUCCAUGGCAACCGCUUGAUGAAAUCUUUUAUAGACAAAUAUAAGUCAAUAUUUGACUUUUAUCCUAGGAUAUUGGGACUUUUUUGGAAAAAUGAAUGUGUGUAUAUUAUUACCCCAGUCCAUAGUUUAUUUUACGUUAUCCUUUGUUCUUGUUUGCGGUCUGAUAUGCGCAAGUAUCAAAAGGAAUCCAGAUCUUUGGGAUAUAAACAUCAAAAUCAGAGAAAAAAUGUGUGUACUUUGAUUUUAUAUAAUCAAAUAAGACGAGAAAAUGGACAGUAUUUACUUUGUACUGGUAUCUAAAUCAAUGUACAAUAUCUAGCCAUCAGUGGAUCUUCAUAAUUCAUCGGUUUACCAUAUACAGCUGUGGUUUUACAUGUUACAUCCCUAAAUUAUGUAAGGAAAAGCCCUUCCUUAUACAUAACUUAACUUACUUUUAGCUCAUCUGAUCUCGAAUGUCAGAGUUUGGUCACAGCUUCAACACGUUUAAAAUGGCUAAUUAUAACCAACUGUAGCAGCCAAGAUGCUUUUAAUUGUUUACAAAAAUUGAUAUCAUUAAGUGUGGUUUAAUGGUCCAGGGCGUGACAUUAAGUAAUAUAUUGAUAUUGCACAAGGACGAUAGUCGAAGGGCUAUGUCUGAAUAUUACACAAUGGCUUGCACAAGACCACUGAACCACAAUUACUGAUGUCAAUACAGACAUUAUCAGGCAUGUGCAUUUCAAUUAAAUCGUCACGCAAGUCAAAUAUUUCAUCUAGUAUAAAGAAUGUUGCCUGUACAUUAUUUGAAAUAAUGGUACACCAGCAUCAAAUGACGACGUCACAUCUGUAUUUUAAGUGUGGUUUAAUGUUCGCGAGCGAGACAUUAAGUAAUAUACUGAAAUAACACGAGUGAUGUUAGUCACAAGUUGUUGUUUCAAUAUAUUAUGCAGUGUCUUAAGCUUGAGGCCAUUAAACAACUUAAAAUACAGACACUUGCACAUGCUUUGCAAGGAAAUACGUCACGUCACACAGGUCCAAAAUUUUAACUGGUAUAAAUAAUGUACACUUGGCACAUUGCCCAUACCAUUAUUUGAAAUAAUGAUACACCAACAUCAAAGGAUGAUGUCACAUCUUUGAUAUUGGCCAGAUGUACAUUAUUUAUACUAGAUUAGUAAAGAUAAUCCCCCAGGAACAAACUAGAUCAACACUGUGUGAAU